Molecule: messenger RNA, 2273 nt
Organism: Prosopis cineraria
Lineage: Eukaryota; Viridiplantae; Streptophyta; Magnoliopsida; Fabales; Fabaceae
Product: heat shock cognate 70 kDa protein-like
Exons: 2
Coding region: 342-2036 (564 amino acids)
Biological process (GO): cellular response to unfolded protein; protein refolding
Cellular component (GO): cytoplasm
Molecular function (GO): ATP-dependent protein folding chaperone; heat shock protein binding; ATP hydrolysis activity
Source: RefSeq, a predicted model, not a curated record
UUCCCAUGUGUCUGCCUCUUUGGUCUUCAAACAUCUUGCCAAAACUGAGCAGAUCUCAUGAUGGCCAGUGUCGUGUAUUACUAUUAUGAUAAUGAUCAAGGCCUCUUAUAACCUUCAAGUUCCGAAACCCUUUCUUUCCAGACUCAGUAUCACGAAACUUCAUUGACUUGAAAGAGAAGAUAAUGGAUAACAGAUCACACCAGAAACUAGCCAUUGGAAUCGAUCUUGGAACCACUUACUCAUCUGUUGCUGUCUAGCAACAUGAUCGAGUAGAGAUCAUCGUGAACGACCAAGGAAACAGAACGACGCCAUCUUAUGUUGCCUUCAGUGAUACUCGAAGGAUGGUCGGUGACGCCGCCAAGAACCAGGCUGCACUUAACCCUACUAAUACUAUCUUUGAUGCAAAGAGGUUAAUUGGUCGGAGGUUUAGUGAUUCUCAUGUUCAAAGUGAUAGAAACCUUUGGCCAUUUAAGACCAUUGGUGGGGUCGAUGAUAAGCCCAAAAUUGUUGUGAAUUUUAAGUCCCAAGAAAAACAAUUCCUACCUGAAGAAAUCUCAUCCAUGAUAUUGGCAAAGAUGCGUGAGAUAGCAGAGAUAUAUCUUGGUUCAACAAUUAAGGAUGCAGUUGUCACUGUGCCUGCUCAUUUCAAUGACUCUCAACGUCAAGCAACCAAAGAUGCAGGCACAAUUGCUGGCCUCAAUGUAUUGCGAAUAAUCAAUGAACCCACUGCUGCGUCAAUUGCAUAUGGCCUCGACAAGAAAGAUAUCUAUGACCAUGAGAGGAACAUUUUUGUGUUUGACCUUGGUGGCGGUACCUUUGACGUGUCUCUCGUCACAAUCGACAAGGGUGACUUCGAAGUUAAAUUACUUGAUGGCGACACACACCUUGGGGGAGAGGACUUUGACAAUAGAAUGGUGAAGUUUUUUGUGGAAGAGUUCAAGGGGAAGCAUAAGAAGGACAUCAGUGGGAGUCCAAAAGCCCUUAGGAGAUUAAGAACUGUCUGUGAGAGAGCAAAAAGGACGCUCUCAUCUCCAUCCAUUGUUGAAACAGCCAUUGAGGUUGAUGCUUUACAUGAUGGCAUUGACUUUUAUUCAACAAUUACUCGUGCAAGGUUUGAGGAAUUGAACAAAGACCUCUUCACAAAGUGCAUAAGAAUUGCAAAAAAGUGUCUUAGGGAUGCCAAAUUUGACAAGGGGAGUAUUGACGAGGUUGUCCUGGUUGGUGGGUCUACAAGAAUUCCUAAAAUUCAACAGCUAGCACAGGACUUCUUUAAUGGGAAGGAUCUAUGCAGGAGCAUCAACCCUGAUGAGGCUGUUGCUUAUGGUGCUGCUGUUCAAGCUGCCAUUUUAAGUGGGCAAGGAAAUGAAGAUCUACAAGACAUUGUCUUGAGAGAAGUCACCCCAUUGUCUUUAGGGUUUUCAUUAGAUAAUGGUCUCAUGGAAGUAGUAAUUCCAAGGAACACUAGUAUUCCCACAACGAUGCGGGUUGAUGAUAUUACUACUGUGCGUGACAACCAAACAGAAGUCCAUUUUGACAUUUUUCAGGGUGAGAGAGCAAAGGCAGAGGAUAACUACUUGCUGGACUCAUUUUAUAUAAAAAUUCCCCCAGAACCAAAGAGUGUUCCUAAGUUCAAUGUUUGCUUUUCCAUUGAUGAAAAUGGUAUUUUGAAUGUCUCUGUAAAGGAAACUAGAACAGGGAUCGAGAAUAGGAUAACCGUAAUCAAAGGAAAAGGAAGACUAUCGAAGGAACAAAUUGAAAGGAUGGUUCAAGAAGCGGAGAAAUACAGGGCCGACGAUGAGACGCACAGGAAGAAAGUUAAAGCAAAGAAUGAUUUGGAGGACUAUAUAUACAAAAUCAGGUCUGCAAUGAAUAACAAGGUGAAUGGCUCAAGUUUUUCCGCUCAAGACAAGAAGAAGACGGAGGAUGCUAUAGAAAGAGCCUUAAAGCUUGUUGAUGUCCAGCAGCUUGCCAAAGUUAAUAAGUAUAAGAAAGAGAUGAGAAAGCUCGCGGAAGUAUCAUUGAAGAUGGGUAUUUAGGCAUAUGCCAGUUGCUUCUGUUUCUGGACAUGGUAGGUAGUGGGUUCACUUCUGCUUUGCUGUAAUUUUCGUGGGAUUGUUAAUGGUUCAAUCUGAUUUGGCGGUUUAGUUAAUUUCCAUUUUGUGAAUCUCUUAACUACGUGCACUUGAUAGUUGAUACAUUUUGGUUAAUUAUAAUUUAGCCGUUGGCGUCUCAUUUAAAUUGCUGAUAUAAAUGUUAAGAAAGGCCUCGCAUAG